AUGUUAAUCAGGGGUGAGUUGGCAGACUACCUCACAACAAAGGAGUACGUGAAGCCUCGAGAGGUCAACCCUCGGAAAGUAGAAUGUAAUCAAAUAAAGGUCAUCCAUGUAAUACAUAGGAGAUCAGAGGACGACCAAGAGUCGGAAGAAGUGUAUAGAUCCAGACUGAGGACGCCUCAUAAGCUAAGAAAGUUAUCCUCGGUGAACACUAUUGCUUCGGGCAGUAUCAGUAUUGGAUUCGGUGAUGAAGAUUUAUCUAGAGUUCAACUCCCCCACGAGGACCCGUUAGUCAUCAACCUUCUUGUGGCAAAUUACAUGAUCAAAAGGGUUUUGAUUGACCCAGGUAGUAACGCCAAUAUUAUCACAAAGGCGGUCUUUGAGCAGCUGGAGAUCCCGUCAUCAUCAAUUCGACCCACCUCUAGUCCCUUGAUGGGGUUUGAUGGCACAAAGGUGGACCCCUUUGGAGUGAUUAAUUUAUCCGUCACUGCGGCAAAAAGGACACUGAAGGAGAACUUUGUCCUAACAGAGAUCCAUCCUUUUUAUAAUCUCAUUAUGGGAAGAGGCUGGAUCCACCGAAUGAACGGAGUUCCAUCUACCCUUCAUCAAGUGAUGCGAUGCCUGUCUCCGGACGGUAAGGAGGUUAUUAAUCUUUGGGGAGAUCAGGUCACUGCAAAAGAAUGCUACAUGUUGACACUGAAUGAAGCAAAGAAGAUGACUAAACAGCCUCAGCCAGAUGCAAUUCCCAGAGGCACGUCCAAAUAG
Molecule: messenger RNA, 762 nt
Organism: Cornus florida
Lineage: Eukaryota; Viridiplantae; Streptophyta; Magnoliopsida; Cornales; Cornaceae
Exons: 1
Coding region: 1-762 (253 amino acids)
Source: RefSeq, a predicted model, not a curated record